Molecule: messenger RNA, 877 nt
Organism: Coccomyxa subellipsoidea C-169
Lineage: Eukaryota; Viridiplantae; Chlorophyta; Trebouxiophyceae; Coccomyxaceae
Exons: 1
Coding region: 365-541 (58 amino acids)
Source: RefSeq, a predicted model, not a curated record
GACCUGCCGAACAGGAAGACACCUGGUAGGAAGAGCAGGGCUCUGGAUUGCUCUGGACCCGAAGGCCUCAGGUGACCUCUGAGUGAGAGAUCAUCUUAUACACAGUCACAGCGAGGAUGCUUGGAGGCAGUGCUGUGUUACUGACGCAGCGAGCCAGCUCAUUGGCCUCCCUGUACAGGCAGUGCAUGGAGUUGGCCCGCCCGCACCGAUAUGAAGGCAGAAUGUCCCCGUCUCCUUGCAUCCACAGGCUACGGGCUUCUCUGGUUUUCCCAUGGUAGCAGGGUUGCCUGCAAGGCUCCUGUGGCAUGGAGGAGGCUGACAGUGACAGGGCAGGCUUGUCAGGUCCUCAGUGGAAGGAUACCUCAUGAGCAGUGUACAAAAGUGUAGGGACAGUUUUCUUGCGGCCAUCGGAUUAGAACUUUUGCCCCUUGCAGCGUUGCUGGCAAGGGAUUGUAUACUAGUUAUAAUAGGUCUGUCAGCAGAUCAGACCUUUGGGAACGUCCCAUUUUUAUACCUCGAUCUUGUAUCGGUAUUCACAUAGUAUUGACGCACUGUAAUGAAGCCUUGGCAAGAUUCUACCACCCAGUAACUACAGAAAAUCAGCGUGAGUUAAGAUAAAAGCACGUGGUGGUGCUUCUUGAUUCACAUGUGGCCUGUAUAUUAUUGCCGGUGAAUAGACGGUGUCCAAUUACAAGGAACGGUGUACGAUUGCAUUGAAUAAUAAACUAGCGCAAAGGCACAGAGCAGUGUUCCUUGGGUGUUUCUUGUACAUUGGUUCAAUUUUGCUUAUGGAGAAUAAGGUUGUAUGGCUCCUACGGGUGCCUGCAACAUGGUGCUGGAACACAGAGGAUGUGUAAUCCUGCAAGACAUUCCAGUC